GGACGCCGAAAGCCACGGCAUGACAUUGUGUAUCAUCAUCCACAACAACAUCGGCCCUCGGCUUCAAAACUGGAUGAUACGUUUAGUAUCAGUGCCAGCCAUUACUCCCCCGGGAAUGGAACCGGGAAUAACUUACAAACGCCUCACCAUGCGACGGGACUGCCUCUGCAAGUAACUAGUGCGCCAGGUCCGAUGAACACGCCUGAUAGUAGCAAUAUCUCGUUACAACGGAGUAGCCGUCCCGGCCUUGUAGGUGUCCCAUGGCCGGCAAUCCUAUCGCCGAAUGACACCAGUUCAGAUCGCUUAGAACCACCAGAGAGGUCAUGGGACGAAGAUGACCGUUGUGCUCGAUUGUAUUACGAACACUUUCAUGUUGCACAUCCGAUAUUAGUCCCCAGCACGUUAUACAAGGAUCGCGACUACCCUCCCUAUCUUCAACUGGUCGUGGAAUUCGUCGGGUCUCAUUACUUGCCAUCCGGGCCCCGCCAGCUGCUGAAGGACAAGGUAGAUGCUGCGCUGGAAUCCAAUCUGGACCGCUCGCCGUGCCUGGUCCAGGCUUGGUUGAUCUACUCCAUUGCUCUGUAUGCCCGCGGCGAGCGACAAAAGGCCCAGGAAGCGUUCUCACAAAGUGCGGAGAUCGCCUUUGAGCUGGAUAUGCAUCGGGGUGAUUUCGCAUCAUCGGCCCACCCCGAGAGAUCUGUUGAAGCCGAGAGCAUGAGAAGAACGUGGUGGGAGCUAUACAUCACGGAUAUAUUCAUGGCCGUUCCGCUUAAAACGAUCACCUUUCGAUGUACUACAGUCGCUCCGGAGGUCGGCUUGCCUUGCGAUGAAUCCGCAUACACAGGAUGUGGAGAGAUCCCGUCGCCGCGCAAGAUGCUGGAUUUCAAACGCAGGGUGUUUGCGGCCCAAGAAAUGGCCUUUUCAUCCUUCAGCUACCGCAUCGAGGCAGCAACGAUCCUGUGUCGCGUUCUAGUCUUGAAUCGCCUGCGGGAUUAUCAUCGCGACCAUCUCCAGGCCAUUGAAAAUGCUCUCGUCAGCUGGGUCAACCACCUACCCUCCCGCAAACUAGAUAUUGUGGAUUCCUACGGUAAUGUGGAUGAGAUGAUCUUCCAAGCCCAUCUGAUCAUUGCGUAUGCCACCAUGUUGCUGCAUCUACCGCGCAGUGAUCUUCGGCCGCUCCUCACACAGCACGACGACUGCUUUUGGCCGUCUGCACCCUGUCACCUCUCGUCUACCUUUCCGCGCUUAGUGCAUAGUAUCAAGGCGACUGAGGCCUCUCGGCGUGUCUCCGACUCCAUUUCCAUUUGUCCCAACAUCCAAAAGCACACGCCUUUCGUCAUCCCGGCGUUGGCUCUAUGUGGUAUGAUCCAGCUCGCAACUUCCAUAAAUCACUCUGAAGAGUGUUUUGAUCACCAUUGCAAUCGCGUUACCCUCAUUCUCGGAUGCCUGAAAAGUACAAAGCGAACCUGGGGCUCCGCGGAAUGUGCCUAUGACUGUGUCCGAUCCACGGCAGCUGACAUUCUUUCUGAUUCGAUCGAGAAAUGGAAUGCUGAACCCCUGAAGUCGAUCCCGACAUCUCAAGAUUCGAACAAUGUGGAGCGUACCAGCCAUAAUGCACCUCCCGCUGUAACCGUUGCGGAAGGACAAGGUUUGAUGAUACCGGAACUGGCUCCGGGGUUCAUCGAUCCAACCUGCUACAAUGCCUCAUUCUUCAACUGUCUGGCGGAUUUUGAUCUCAGCUAGACCUGAUUCAUUCGAGUCGAGGACUACCUGGUUAUUGUAUGGAAGGCAAAGUCUUUACGCUACUGAGUUCCGUCUAUGUUUGCCUCUGCUCAGCCGCAAAGAGCAUUGCAUCUGGACCAACAUGUGUAGAAAAACAGUCCCCUCAGAAGUUCCAGUUGAAAUACACAACUUGGGGUGUGGAUUAACUGCUAUUUCGCCAUUUACCAAAGUGCUUUGCUCAGCGGCAUGCGAGUAUCCAAGUCCCUAGACAGAAAUUAACUCGCGAAGUAACAAGUGUCGCGCAAAUACGAUACACGAAUGCUCAUUCUCAUGUUAUGGAAGCAUAAAACCUUCCACAAUGCUAUCCAAUUGUUACCAAGGUAGUCAUGGUGCACUACUUUUAUAUACCAAGUUUCAUCGCUCCUUCUAACGAGCCAUUUGCUCAUGUCUAACCUACAUACUCUACGGAAGAGGAAUGUCAGAAUGAAAAAGCAGUCUCAAUAAACACGUUUAUCAUCGAAUUUCACGUUCUAUAAAUAGCAUAAUCUAUCAGAAACAUUUCUCCAGCGAUUGUGAAAAAAAAAAAAAAAAAA
Aspergillus pseudotamarii is the source of this 2315-nucleotide messenger RNA. Its product is annotated as fungal specific transcription factor domain-containing protein. Gene Ontology annotation, biological process: DNA-templated transcription. The record is from RefSeq and is a predicted model, not a curated record. Gene Ontology annotation, molecular function: zinc ion binding; DNA binding. NCBI's taxonomy places the organism in Eukaryota, Fungi, Ascomycota, Eurotiomycetes, Eurotiales, Aspergillaceae. Bases 193 to 1743 code for a protein of 516 amino acids. The transcript has a single exon.